GCCAUCUCAAACAUCAAACAUUGCCUUGUGACGAAUGAGCUCGCGUCGGAGGCCCGAAUCGAACCAUGUUACUUGCUAAAUCAGCGUCUCUGGGACAACAAGGAGAUGCUGACGCGCCUCGAAUGGCACUGGGGGAUGAAGUACUCGUCGCUAGAGCUGGAUGUAGAGGCGAACAGGAUUUAUCUUCGUCAAGAUUUGUUGGAAUCAUUUGACAGCAACCGCUGGCUGCUUCUCCCACCCCCUGAAAUGCGCAAAGCAACAACCGCACAUCGAGACGGUUCGUGUUUCCAUCUUUCGUCGAAGAUCCAUCUCAUGAUCCUUCAGCUUUAUGAAGGUGCCGAAACUUUUGAAUAUCGGUUAUUGCCACUGCGGCACGGCAUUGAAUCGAUUGAUCGGUUCGAUCAACCAAAUUCGAUUAGAACGUUUUCGCCAGCCGCUGAGCAAAGCCCCACGCGCUAUUCGAAUCCAUUCGACACCCUCCCAACUCUGGUUUCACGUGCGAAACCCCAUUUCGUCAUCUGCGAUUCCGCUGCCAAGCUCUUUCAUGAAACAACAUCUGGCCCAUCAGGACUUGCGCGGAUG
This is a messenger RNA of Heterobasidion irregulare TC 32-1, 582 nucleotides long. RefSeq lists its product as uncharacterized. NCBI's taxonomy places the organism in Eukaryota, Fungi, Basidiomycota, Agaricomycetes, Russulales, Bondarzewiaceae. The record is from RefSeq and is a predicted model, not a curated record. The transcript is spliced from 4 exons. The annotation marks the transcript as partial.